Messenger RNA from Schistocerca americana (American grasshopper), 605 nucleotides. RefSeq names its product mediator of RNA polymerase II transcription subunit 9 (gene MED9). Lineage: Eukaryota; Metazoa; Arthropoda; Insecta; Orthoptera; Acrididae. Gene Ontology annotation, molecular function: transcription coregulator activity. Bases 115 to 462 code for a protein of 115 amino acids. Gene Ontology annotation, cellular component: mediator complex. The record is from RefSeq and is a predicted model, not a curated record. Gene Ontology annotation, biological process: regulation of transcription by RNA polymerase II. The transcript is spliced from 4 exons.
CAACAUCUGAGAAAACCUUAUCGUCUGCGAUAGUGGCUGCGUACUGUGCUACCAUUGGAAGUGUUUAAGGAAACUAGUACUAAAUAAUGGCUCGUUUCUUAAAAACUAAGUGAAAUGGAAGCGAUAGAGCAAAAUGGUUCAAUUGCAGCUCCAACUAACCUGACAGUCGACGACGUUGAUGUUGAUUUCUUACCACUUAUAUACGAUAUUAUUAGAAGUGUGGAACGUGAUCCUCAUGACUCGACACAGAAAACAAGAGAAUCUCAAGAUAUAAGCCAAAAAAUUUUGGAACUACAUAAGAAGUUUGAUGAAGCAAGAGCUCAGAUUGGGCGCCUGCCAGGAGUAGAGUAUAGCAAAGAGGAGCAAUUGAAAAAAUUAGAAACCUUCCGUAAGCAGCUGCAAUUAAAAAAAGACUUGUUGAGGAAGUACCGUGAGAUGUGUACUUUCGAAAUUCCUAAAUAACUGUGUGCACACAAUUUAGUUGCCAGAGAAUGGUGUUACGCUGGGUCAUACGUUACCUGGCCAACAAUGAACAGCUUGUGAACAGAAUAGCAGACUCCUACCCUGUCAGAAGGGCGGCUCAACUAGUUGUGUACCUAUUCAAU